GUUGACGACGGUGUUCUACACUCCUAAAAUUUUCUUGUAAUUUUCAAGUUAUUGCAGUGUCCAACAUUUAAAAAGGUUAAUAUGACUGUAAAUAACACCAUUGCCCAUCAGCGUUUGGUUUUAACUGGAGACAGAGAACGUUUUAAAGAAUUAUUAAGAAGACGUUUAAUAGAAUGUGGUUGGAGAGAUCAAGUAAGAAUGCUCUGCAGGGAUGUUGUCAAAGAAAAUGAAAGUAAUAAUAUUACUUUUGAUAUGCUAGCUACAAAGGUUACUCCUCGAGCCCGAGCAUUAGUCCCCGAUACUGUGAAGAAAGAACUACUUCAAAAAAUUAAAACUCACCUACUUACUCAAAAAGACCAAUAGGUGGAAUUUAUGCAUAUCUGUAUCAUGAAAUAAUUUUAAGUUGCUCAUCUCAGUAAUAAAACAUAUUAAGAUCAUAUUUUUUGCUGAAUUAUCUGUAAUAAGUAAGGUUCUAUUAUAAUUUAUUAUUUAAUAAAUUUCGUUUGUGUGGCGA
Helicoverpa armigera (cotton bollworm) is the source of this 514-nucleotide messenger RNA. RefSeq names its product transcription and mRNA export factor ENY2. The transcript has 3 exons. The record is from RefSeq and is a predicted model, not a curated record. Lineage: Eukaryota; Metazoa; Arthropoda; Insecta; Lepidoptera; Noctuidae. Bases 82 to 363 code for a protein of 93 amino acids. Gene Ontology annotation, biological process: poly(A)+ mRNA export from nucleus; positive regulation of DNA-templated transcription; regulation of transcription by RNA polymerase II. Gene Ontology annotation, molecular function: chromatin binding; transcription coactivator activity. Gene Ontology annotation, cellular component: nuclear pore; SAGA complex; DUBm complex.